Arabidopsis thaliana (thale cress) is the source of this 1125-nucleotide messenger RNA. RefSeq lists its product as uncharacterized. The record is from RefSeq and is marked reviewed. The transcript has 2 exons. The coding region runs from base 148 to 588 and encodes 146 amino acids. NCBI's taxonomy places the organism in Eukaryota, Viridiplantae, Streptophyta, Magnoliopsida, Brassicales, Brassicaceae.
UGUUUAAUCUAGGCCCAUUAAAUAUGAGGCCUAUACUGUUUUUAAGCCCAUUACUCAUCAUUUUUUAUUAUUAUAUUUAAUUUAAUUUCUUCAUUUUAUUGACAUUUCUGAUAGAUUAGCGGUUGCUACUGACGCCGGAGAAGAGAGAUGGCGAGAUCGUGCUCUAUCUGGACACCUGUUUUGAUCUCACUUUCACCAGUGACCGGAGAAUCACCUAAAAUUUCACGGCGCCGGGUGAUUUUAGCCACAAGUAUAGGAUCUCCUCAGCCUUUACUUGAAGCAAAGAUCAAGGAACCUCAGAAGCUUCAAGUCCUUGAUUCCAAAGAUGUUUCCAGAAGAAACACUAUGCUGUAUCUAGCUGCUGGAUUUCUUGGAGGGAUCAACUUUCUCAAUGGUGAAGCCGCAGAAGCUCGAGUAGGGAGAAAGGAGAACAGAAAGAAAGCAUUGGAGAAGCUGAGGGCCAAAGCUAAAGAGUCAGAGCCCAACAACAAGUCAGGUAACCAAAAGAUAGAGAAAGAGUUAGAGAAAGAAGAAGUGUUUCCUCUACUUCCUCCACCUCUUGUCGUUGAAGCAAACUUGCUACAAUAAGCUCUCUCUCUCUUUUAGCUACACAAAUGUCAGAAUCAAUACCUUUGAUUUCAACACUACAUGCUGUUCUGUGCUAGGUUUCCUACUACAAAACGUGUAAGAUGAUGAAAUACACAAGUAGAGAAGAGCUAAGUGAUCUUCUUGUCCAUGUUUGUGAUGAGCUUCUUCAUCUGAAAUCUCCAGAAACAGAAGUAAGCGAAGCCAAAUCCAAUCAACACAUACAACCAAAUCUUAUCUUCACCACCUUCCUUCUCCGACCAAACCUCUUCUAUACCAAACCAUUCCCUCGCUCCUUCUUCUUUGUAACUACUUCCCAUUAUCCCCUCCAUCACUCUCCCAUACAACACAUAUAUCCUAUCCCGUCCCGCAACCGUCACCGCGGUCGGAAAGCCCUCGAUGUCGAGGUCAAUUUCGUCGUAAACAACUCCUUCGCUCCAGCUAUCUUGGCUUUUGAGUAACCAAAGCUUCUUCUGUGACACCACCAUGACUGUGCCGUCUCUCCGUCUCCUCGUCAUCCCGUCCGCCGCAAUCAGAUCA